Verticillium alfalfae VaMs.102 is the source of this 6585-nucleotide messenger RNA. RefSeq names its product pre-mRNA-splicing helicase BRR2. Lineage: Eukaryota; Fungi; Ascomycota; Sordariomycetes; Glomerellales; Plectosphaerellaceae. The transcript is spliced from 3 exons. Gene Ontology annotation, molecular function: nucleic acid binding; ATP hydrolysis activity; ATP binding. Gene Ontology annotation, cellular component: nucleus. Bases 1 to 6585 code for a protein of 2194 amino acids. The record is from RefSeq and is a predicted model, not a curated record.
AUGUCGGACCAACAGCGCGAUGUCUCCCAGUAUAAAUACUCGGCCAUGUCCAACCUGGUUCUCCAGGCGGACAAGCGUUUCGUUUCAAGACGAAAUGACGAGUCUACCGGCGACCCCGAGUCGCUGGCUGGGAGGCUAAGCAUCCGGGAUAUGGGCAAUCGCGUCGCGCGCGACAGCGCGCCGAAACAAAAGAAGGCACCUGGUGUCCCUGAUAUCGAGCGGGGCAGGGUGCAGGAUGGACAGGACGUGCUGCUACGCGAACAACAGAAGAAGAAGGGUGGUGCAGGACAGAUGCGCGGGACCGGCGUUCUGGGGACCGCCGACUUCGCCAUCGAGGGAAUCACAUACAGACCGCGCACGCCAGCAACCCGUGCAACAUACGAACUCAUUCUCAAAAUUGUUGCCGACAACCUCGGCGAUGUACCCCAAUCGGCAGUUCUGAGCGCAGCGGACGUUAUCCUCGAGUUUCUGAAAGACGAUGACUUGAAAGACAACGAACGCAAGAAGGAGAUCGACGACAUGUUGGGUGUCGCGUUGGGCCCAAAGGAGUUCAACGAGAUGGUCAACCUUGGCAAGAAGAUCACCGAUUACGACGCGCAGGACGAAGAUGAGGACAUGGACGGUGGUGCAGCCGACGGCGCAGAUGAUGCUGAGAUGGACGACCGCCAGGGCGUGGCUGUUGUCUUCGAGGACGAGGAUGAUGACGAACAUGCUGGCAUCGCGAACGAGGUCAGGGAAGAGUCAUCAGAAGACGAGGAAGCAGAUGAAGAGGAUGCGGAGGACCAGGAUAUCCUUGGCGAAGACAAGAAAACCAAUCUUGGUGACGAUGAUGACGAGAUGGUGAUCGAUUCCGCAGGAACCAAGGGUGCGCAAGAUGAGAAGGAAGCGACUGUACCGGCACGGGACAUCGACGCCUUUUGGCUCCAGCGUCAGAUCGGCAAGCUCUACGACGAUCAUCACGAGCAGGUCGACAAGGCUGCGGAAUCGCUGCGAAUCCUGUCUGGUGAGCCAGACGAGGCGGGAGGCGAGGAGAAGUCACUUCGAGAGAUUGAGAACGACUUGAUGGAACUUUUCGACUAUGAACACCACAACCUUGUCCAACUCCUCAUCAAGAAUCGGGAAAAGGUCGUCUGGCUGACACGACACGCCAAGGCUGAUACAGACGAACAGCGAGCAGCUCUGGAGCGCGAGAUGGCAUCAGAAGGUCUACAGUGGAUUCUCAAUGAGAAGUACGGCCGCAAAACGGAGGACAAGUCUCGAAAGAUGGAGAUCAAGAUGGAUAUUGAUGUUCCUGCCGGUGUUGCUUCUGGCAAGCCUGCCGAGCCCGAACGUGCCGAAGGUCAGCUCCGCGGGGGACUGCAGCCGCGCAAACUCAUCAACUUGGAGAAUCUGGUGUUCGACCAGGGCAACCAUCUCAUGACAAACCCCAAGGUCAGGCUACCUGAAGGGUCAACCAAGAGGACCUUCAAGGGAUACGAGGAAAUUCAUGUCCCAGCACCCAAAAAGCAUACCGAUCGCAACGAAGUGCUUGUGCCCAUCACCGACAUGCCGGAAUGGUCAAGGGGCCCUUUUGGCACGACAAAGUCACUGAACCGUAUCCAGACGAAAUGCUUCCCAACGGCUUUUGGAGACGAUGGAAACAUGCUAAUCUGUGCGCCCACUGGUAGUGGCAAAACCAACGUGGCCAUGUUGACGAUAUUGCGCGAGCUAGGCAAACACCGCAAUGCCCAAUCCGGCGAUAUCGACUUGGACUCCUUCAAAAUUGUGUAUAUCGCGCCGUUGAAGGCCCUGGUUCAGGAACAGGUUGGAAACUUUGGAAAGCGACUCGAACCAUACGGUGUCAAAGUUUCUGAGUUGACAGGUGACCGUCAACUCACAAAGGCACAGAUUGCUGAGACGCAGAUCAUCGUUACGACACCUGAAAAGUGGGACGUCAUCACAAGAAAAGCUACGGACAUAAGCUACACCAAUCUGGUCCGACUUAUCAUCAUUGAUGAGAUCCAUUUGCUUCACGAUGACCGUGGCCCUGUUCUCGAGAGCAUCAUAAGCAGAACCAUCAGGAAAACCGAGCAAACCGGAGAGCCUGUCCGUUUGAUCGGCUUGUCCGCAACGCUGCCCAACUACCGAGAUGUCGCCAGCUUCCUCCGCGUGGACCCCACGAAGGGCCUGUUCCACUUCGACGGCUCUUACCGACCCUGUCCUCUCCGGCAAGAGUUCAUUGGCGUGACCGAUCGCAAGGCAAUCAAGCAACUCAAGACGAUGAACGACGUCACGUACAACAAAGUUAUGGAGCACGUAGGUACCAACCGAAACCAGAUGCUCAUUUUCGUCCACUCGCGAAAGGAGACUGCCAAGACGGCGAGAUAUAUUCGCGACAAGGCUCUGGAAAUGGACACUAUCAACAAUAUUCUUCGUCACGAUGCUGGCAGCCGUGAGGUUUUGAACGAAGCUUCGAGCCAGGCGACUGAUAAGGAGCUCAAGGACUUGCUUCCUUACGGAUUCGGCAUCCAUCACGCUGGUAUGAGCCGAAUCGACCGCACUGAUGUCGAGGAUCUUUUCGCCCGAGGUGCCAUUCAAGUCCUGGUUUGCACAGCCACCCUUGCGUGGGGUGUCAACCUUCCCGCACAUUCCGUUAUCAUCAAAGGCACUCAGAUCUACUCACCUGAGAAGGGUAGCUGGGUAGAGUUGAGCCCCCAGGAUGUCUUGCAGAUGCUCGGCCGUGCAGGCCGACCACAGUUCGACACAUAUGGCGAGGGUAUCAUUAUCACAACACAGAACGAAAUCCAGUACUACCUCUCGCUCCUCAACCAACAACUACCGAUCGAAAGUCAAAUGGUCAGCAAAUUGGUGGACAAUCUCAACGCCGAGAUUGUUCUAGGCAAUGUGCGCUCACGAGACGAAGGUGUUGAGUGGCUCGGCUACAGCUAUUUGUUUGUACGCAUGCUCCGCUCACCCGGUCUUUACCAAGUUGGUGCCGAAUAUGAAGACGAUGAGGCCCUUGAGCAAAAGAGAGUCGAUCUUAUCCACUCUGCAGCGUCUGUCCUCCGUAAGUCCAAUCUCGUCAAGUAUGACGAGAAGACAGGCAAACUUCAAGCUACUGAACUUGGUCGCAUUGCGUCUCACUACUACAUCACCCACGGCUCCAUGGAGACCUACAACAACCUCAUCCAGCCAUCCAUCACGACUAUCGAGCUGUUCCGCGUUUUCUCCUUGAGUGCGGAAUUCAAGUACAUCCCGGUGCGUCAAGAUGAGAAGCUUGAACUCGCGAAACUGUUGGGCCGCGUUCCCAUCCCUGUCAAAGAGAGUAUUGAGGAGCCGCACGCAAAGAUCAACGUUCUACUGCAGGCGUAUAUCUCUCGACUUAAGCUGGAUGGUCUUGCACUCAUGGCAGACAUGGUAUACGUGACUCAAUCAGCUGGUCGUAUCCUCCGCGCUAUCUUUGAGAUUACGCUGAAGAAGGGAUGGGCUUCGGUCUCGAAGACUGCUCUGGAUCUCUGCAAAAUGGCUGAGAAGCGCAUGUGGCCGACGAUGUCUCCGCUUCGCCAGUUUCCCUCGUGCCCACGAGAGAUUGUGCAGAAGGCCGAGAGGAUCGAGGUCUCGUGGAGCAAUUAUUUUGACCUUGACCCUCCGCGCAUGGGCGAGCUCUUGGGCAUGCCCAAGGCCGGAAGGACUGUUUGCUCUCUCGUGGCAAAGUUCCCAAGACUCGAACUUCAGGCUCAAGUACAGCCUUUGACACGAUCAAUGCUGCGCGUCGAGCUGAGCAUCACGCCCAACUUCGAGUGGGACGAUGAUGUUCACGGACCAGCUGAGGGCUUCUGGAUUGUUGUGGAAGACUGCGAUGGCGAAGAUAUUCUGUUCCAUGAUCAGUUUCUUUUGCGUAAGGAGUACGCCGAGUCGGAAUCCAAUGAGCACAUCGUCGACUUUACUGUGCCUAUCACGGACCCGAUGCCGCCAAACUACUUCAUCUCCGUCAUUUCUGAUCGCUGGAUGCACUCGGAGACGAGGCUUCCCGUUUCGUUCCACAAGCUUAUUCUUCCUGAGAGGUUCCCGCCUCACACAGAACUGCUAGACCUUCAGCCACUGCCAGUGUCUGCUUUGAAGGUCAAGGAGUACGCAAACUUGUAUCCUGACUGGAGCCACUUCAACCGCAUCCAAACGCAGUCGUUCAAAUCCCUUUACGACAGCGACCAAAACGUCUUUGUUGGUGCCCCUACAGGCAGUGGCAAGACUGUCUGCGCAGAGUUCGCGUUGUUGCGCCACUGGUCGAAAAAGGUAGACUCUGAGGAGCAAGGCGGCGCUGCUGUGUACAUUGCCCCAUAUCAAGAGCUCGUCGAUGUUCGCCUCGAGGACUGGCGCAAGAAGCUUGGCUCCCUGCGCGGCGGCAAGACUAUCGAAAAAUUGACGGGUGAGACGGCGACUGACCUUAAGAUCCUUAAGACUAGCGACCUGAUCCUCGCCACCCCCAUUCAAUGGGAUGUUCUCUCUCGCCAGUGGAAGGGUCGCGCCGAGGUUCAAAAGGUUGCGCUGUUCAUUGCCGACGAGAUUCACCUUCUCGGCGGCUCCAUGGGCUACAUCUACGAAGUUAUCGUUUCGAGGAUGCACUACAUCAGGAUGCAGACCGAGCUUCCCAUGCGAAUCGUCGCACUCAGUGUCUCCCUCGCCAAUGCGAGGGACUUGGGCGAAUGGAUUGAUGCAAAGAAGCACGACAUUUACAACUUUAGCCCGCAUGUCCGCCCGGUCCCCCUCGAACUUCACAUACAGUCCUUCAACACACCUCAUUUCCCGUCGCUGAUGCUGGCUAUGGCCAAGCCCACCUACCUGGCCAUUAAUCAGAUGUCUGCCGACAAGCCUGCGAUCAUGAUGACGAAGAUCGAUUUCCUGCACGCCGAUGCUGAACAGAUGAAGCCCCUCCUUGACAAGAUUGAUGAAGAGGCCCUUGCCGAAACCCUUUCUCAUGGCAUCGGCUACUAUCAUGAGGCUCUCAGCCUCAGCGACAAGCGUAUUGUGAAGCAUCUCUACAACCACGGUGCCAUUCAAGUGUUGGUAGCGUCAAGGGAUGUCUGCUGGGAGCUCAACUGCACCGCCCACCUGGUCAUUGUCAUGGGUACUCAGUACUUCGAAGGCCGCGAACAUCGAUAUGUCGACUACUCUCUAAGCGAAGUUUUGCACAUGUUCGGCAAGGCGCUUCAGCCUUCCAAGGAUGGCAGAGGUCGUGGCGUACUCAUGGUACCGGGUGUGAAGCGUGAGUUCUAUAAGAAGUUCCUCAACGAGGCUCUGCCGGUCGAGUCUCAUCUCCACAACUACCUUCACGACGCCUUUGUUACAGAGAUUAGCACCAGGCUGAUUACGAACGGCGAGGAUGCGAUCAACUGGACGACCUUCACCUAUUUCUACCGUAGGCUUUUAGCCAAUCCCAGCUUCUACAACCUUACAGACACUACGCAAGACGGUCUCAACGAUUACAUGUCUGACCUGAUCCAGACGACGCUCACGGAACUUCAGGAUUCCAAGAUCAUCGAGUUGGACGACGACGAUGGUUCGGUCCUGCCGCAGAACGCUGCCAUGAUCGCGGCAUACUACAACAUCUCGUACAUUACGAUGCAAACAUUUUUGCUGUCACUCAGUGCGAGGACAAAGCUCAAGGGCAUCCUCGAGAUUAUCACGUCGGCCACAGAGUUCGAAACGAUUCAAAUCAGGCGGCACGAAGAUGGCAUCCUGCGCCGUAUCUACGACCGAGUGCCGGUUAAGAUGUCGCAGCCGGCUUAUGACUCGCCCCAUUUCAAGGCAUUCGUGCUGCUCCAGGCGCACUUCUCGAGGAUGCAGCUGCCUAUUGACUUGUCCAAGGACCAGGAAAUCAUUGUUUCCAAGGUCCUCAGCCUGCUCAGUGCCACGGUCGACGUGUUAUCGUCGGACGGUCACCUCAACGCCAUGAGCGCAAUGGAGAUGUCUCAGAUGGUUGUCCAAGGCAUGUGGGACCGAGACAGCCCUCUGAAGCAGAUUCCUCACUUUUCGCCCGAGGUUGUCAAGGCGGCGAAUGAGUUUGGAAUCAAGGACAUCUUCGACUUUAUGGAGGCCAUGAACCCAGACGAGAACGCCGACUACGCGGCGCUCGUCAAGCGGCUCGGUCUUUCGCAGGCGCAGCUGGCACAGGCGGCGAACUUUACCAACGACAAGUACCCCGAUAUUGAGAUGGAGCACGAGAUUGUGGACGGCGACGAGAUUCAAGCAGGCGAGCCCUCGCAGAUCAACGUGACGAUCCAGCGUCAACUGGAAGAGGACGACGAGUUCGAUCCGACGGUCCACGCGCCAUUCUACCCGUCGAAGAAGCUCGAGAGCUGGUGGCUCGUCGUCGGCGAAGACAGCACCAAGAGCGUGCUCGGCAUCAAGCGCGUGACAGUCGGGCGGUCGUUCACCGGCAAGCUCGAGUUCAUCGUGCCGACGGCGGGCAAGCACGAUCUCAAGCUCUUCCUCAUGAGCGACAGCUACGCGGGUGUGGACCAGGAGCGCGAGUUCUCCGUCGUUGCCGCCGAGAGCAUGGACGUGGACGACAGCGACGACGAGGAGGAGGAGGAGGAUGACGAAUAG